CAAUACUUGUACACAGAGAUACGAAGUCCCAGGAGCGUGGGUUAAAUCUGCAAGAGACCAGAAGCUGAAUCCCAUCUGUCCGUCUGCCGUCGUCACGUCCUGUAAUGGUGGUAUUGGAGGCGAGACAAAAGACGCAUUACGUCUUGUUACGAUCUCGUCUCAUGAUUGAUUACAUAGUGGCCUUGGGUAUUCAUACUUACUCCGUACAUGCUUACAUAUUUACUUGCACACAUAUGCAUCCUAUGUACAGGGUUGUCCGUUUGUAAUGUGUCCAUUGGAUCUGUCAUUUACUUCGUACAGAUGAAAGAGCUAGGACCAACUACAACGGUCAGACGCAAGGGCCUGUCGAGGAGAUGCACGGAGCGUACGAGAGAUGUCGAUUGGGAGGAUGUAGCACUGCAUUGGUUGAUUUUGGAAACCGGAUGGAUGGGAAUGGUUAUUAUUGAUCUCUGCAUGGGCACAGAGGAUUGUCUACAAGUAUACUCCGUACAUAUGUAUCCUGUGACUGCAUGUUCUAUUUGCAUGAGAUUAUGGUACAGAAAUAUACAUCUUGAUAUAUACUAGGCGUGCCAUGACAACAUUCUACAUCCAUAGUCUGUUCUCAUGCUAUCUGUCGUCUUAUUUUCGUAGUAUACAGUCUCCAUAGAUCAUCUACAGAUAUCUUCCAGCAUAUAAUGAUAUCA
Molecule: messenger RNA, 683 nt
Organism: Aspergillus ruber CBS 135680
Lineage: Eukaryota; Fungi; Ascomycota; Eurotiomycetes; Eurotiales; Aspergillaceae
Exons: 1
Coding region: 208-564 (118 amino acids)
Source: RefSeq, a predicted model, not a curated record